Tachysurus fulvidraco (yellow catfish) is the source of this 2626-nucleotide messenger RNA. It is a transcript of the gene pomgnt1, whose product is annotated as protein O-linked mannose N-acetylglucosaminyltransferase 1 (beta 1,2-). Gene Ontology annotation, cellular component: Golgi membrane. NCBI's taxonomy places the organism in Eukaryota, Metazoa, Chordata, Actinopteri, Siluriformes, Bagridae. The record is from RefSeq and is a predicted model, not a curated record. Gene Ontology annotation, biological process: protein O-linked glycosylation via N-acetylgalactosamine. Gene Ontology annotation, molecular function: beta-1,3-galactosyl-O-glycosyl-glycoprotein beta-1,3-N-acetylglucosaminyltransferase activity. The coding region runs from base 174 to 2135 and encodes 653 amino acids. The transcript is spliced from 22 exons.
GCCGCCGCCAUUGCUGCUUUAAUAACACUUGCUGCCUUCAUUCUUAUACAUCUAGCUUUCAGCUGCUAACGACAAGCUUUAUAACUUGUUAUAUAACACUUUCUGUCUCAACAUGGGCGACACAUAACCUGCAAGAACGUAGCAGCAGUGGUGGGCAGUGAGUUACAGGAAUAAUGGAUUCCUGGACCCCGAACCCUCGAGCCAAGCCGUUUAUCCCCCGCCAGCAACGCAGCCUUUACCUUACCUGGAAAUACAAACUUGCCAACAAACGGGCUCUCCGACGAAUUUGCCAGGGUGGUGCGGUCCUAUUCUUGUUCAUUACCGUAAUCGUGAACAUCAAACUCAUUCUGGAAACGAGGAGAGCAGCGGGCGAGGAGGAUCCUGCUCCAGAUUACGACGAUGCCUUGGCCAACAUGGAAACGCCUCGAAAACCAGCCAGCGGACGCAAGGUGUUGGACAUCGAGGUGUACUCCAGUCGCUCAAAGGUGUAUGUUGCGGUGGACGGUACCACAGUAUUGGAGGACGAGAUGCGGGAACAGGGAAGAGGCAUACACGUCAUAGUGCUUAAUCAGGCUACCGGCCAUGUAAUGGCUAAGCGAGUGUUCGACACUUACUCUCCCCAUGAGGAUGAAGCUAUGAUCCUCUUUCUCAACAUGGUCACCCGUGGCAGAGUCCUAAUCUUUACCAUCAAGGAUGAGGGAACUUUCCAUUUAAAAGAUGCUGCCAAGAACCUGUUGAAGGGGCUGGGCAGUCAGGUCUCUGCUACUCUUAGCUGGAGAGACAUGUGGACUCUUGUUGUGAAAAAAGGAGGUCAGUUGUAUGGGGAGAAACACUCAAAAUCACCUGCUCUCUCCACCUGGGGAGAUCCUGUGCUGCUGAAGACGGAGGUUCAGCUCACAGCGGCUGAAGAGGCAGAGUGUCACUGGGCAGACACGGAGCUGAACCGAAGGAGGAAACUCUUCUGCAGUAAAGUGGAAGGUUACGGCAGCAUCUGCAGUUGCAAGGAUCCGGCACCAAUAGAGUUCAACCCAGAGCCGAUCCCCAAGAAUAACGUCUACAACGUCCCAGUUGCCGUGAUUGCAGGGAACAGACCAAACUAUCUGUACAGAAUGCUGCGCUCCCUCCUGUCUUCCCAUGGUGUGAACCCACAAAUGAUCACUGUAUUUAUCGACGGUUACUAUGAGGAGCCCAUGGAUGUAGUGGAGCUGUUUGGUCUUAAAGGAGUUCAGCACACACCCAUCAGUAUUAAAAAUGCCCGCGUGUCCCAGCACUACAAAGCCAGUUUGACUGCAACGUUCAAUCUCCAUCCGGAUGCAAACUUUGCCAUUGUCCUGGAAGAAGAUCUGGAUAUUUCCAUAGAUUUCUAUAGUUUUCUCAGUCAGACCAUUCAUUUGCUUAAUGAAGAUGAGAGUAUUUAUUGCAUAUCAGCCUGGAAUGAUCAGGGCUAUGAGCACACAGCAGAGGACUCGUCACUGCUUUAUAGGGUGGAGAGUAUGCCAGGCCUGGGCUGGGUACUGAAAAAGAGCCUCUACAAGGAUGAACUAGAACCCAAGUGGCCCACACCUGAGAAGUUGUGGGACUGGGAUAUGUGGAUGCGCAUGCCGGAGCAGAGGAAGGGGAGAGAGUGUAUAAUUCCCGACGUCUCUCGCUCCUAUCACUUUGGCAUCGUCGGCCUCAACAUGAACGGUUACUUCCAUGAAGUAUACUUUAAGAAGCAUAAGUUUAACACCGUCCCAAAUGUUCAGCUGAAAAAUGUGAAUAGCUUGAAAAAAGAUGCCUAUGAAGUAGAGAUCCAGAAUCUGCUACGUGAGGCUGAAGUUCUGGAUCACAGCAAGAACCCAUGUGAAGACUCGUUCAUCCCAGACACUGAAGGAAAGACCUACAUCAUGUUCAUAAAGAUGGAGCAGGAGACGGACACGAGCACCUGGACCGAACUGGCCAAGUGCCUGCAUGUGUGGGAUUUAGAUGUUCGCGGCUAUCACAGAGGCCUCUGGAGGCUCUUCAGGAAGAAAAACCAUGUCCUUGUUGUAGCUGUUCCGGUCUCUGCGUACUCCACUCGGAAACCUACCCACGUUACCCCUAUUCACCUGGAGCCUCCACCUAAAGACGAGGCAGCCCCUGUGGAACAGAUCUAGAGCAGCUGCAGUUGAACAGGUCUCAUUAAACAAAGGGUCCCACUUGCACUAGGCCUGCACUGAAAGAACCUUCUGCCUUCAGGCCACAGCGUAAGCUGCUACAGCUGCUACCGCUUCUUCUACUGGAGCAUCCUCUGAUACUGAUGCUGCCUGUGUACGUGCAUUGUAUGAGCGACGAAUAUGCAAAUGACGAGUAGAGUAGCUCUUCCAGGCCCUCGAAUGAGUUCUGUAAUGGGAAAUAUGUGUGUUCUGUCAGGAACGGGAGAAAAUCGCAGCGUUGUUUUUUGUUUUUUUUUCCCCUGAAACACGCAUGUCAUUUGAUGUAAUGGAUAAAAAGGGCUGUGUUACUUGUUAGAAUAGUUAUGAACAGGAAAAGUGGACAAGAUGCGAAUCCGAUUUUUAAACACUACUGAUUGCUUUUGGUUGUACUGUAUAUACAUUUUAACUUAUUUAUUUUCCAAGAAUAAAGCUAGUUGAGGUUGUUGUCGACA